Molecule: messenger RNA, 1389 nt
Organism: Onychostoma macrolepis
Lineage: Eukaryota; Metazoa; Chordata; Actinopteri; Cypriniformes; Cyprinidae
Gene: knstrn
Product: kinetochore localized astrin (SPAG5) binding protein
Exons: 8
Coding region: 155-757 (200 amino acids)
Biological process (GO): mitotic sister chromatid segregation; regulation of attachment of spindle microtubules to kinetochore; spindle organization
Cellular component (GO): mitotic spindle; kinetochore; microtubule plus-end
Source: RefSeq, a predicted model, not a curated record
UAACAAUUUCAGUCUAAAACACUGGUCUGGAUUUGCAAAUGAGGCGGAAGUGACGUUAUUUAUUUUGAAAAUUCAUGGCGCUGCAUUAAAUCGGGACUUUUAAAACAUUUAUCUACUGAUCCGUAUUAGCUUGGUGUGAAAGCUGCAUUCAGACAUGAAGAGAGUUCAGAUAAAAGACACAGCAAUUCCUGCACAGCCCAGUGUGGCAUCCAGAGCUGCACAUGUCAAGAACGACACAGAAAAUAAGAAGAACCAGUACAGAUCUCUGAAAGUGCCAUCUACAAGAUAUGGGCAACAGAAUGACAUAAGGGAGCAGAAUAGAGUCCUGACUUCAACAAAUGAAGACCUGCAGAGACAGCUUGAGGAAAUGAAGGGAACUGUGACUGACCUGGAGCAGCGAUACACAGACAUCCAAGGAGAAAAUCGAGAAAUUCAAAAACAGCUGCGAGACUGUCAUGUCCUCCUUGUUGCAGAAAGCCUUGACCCAGUUUCAGGGGAUAAGUUGGGCCAGACAGCUCAACAGAAGGAAGAACAAAGGAAAGAAGUUAUGACUGUUUCUCAAAAUCUCCUGACUGAGCUGAAACUGUUUGGUGAGACGGCAGAAGAGCAUGCAGCAAAUUUACUGGAAGUGCAGUACAUCAUGAGGGACCUGACGGAAGCACAUGAAAAGCUCCAGCAGGAGAGGGCAUUGUUCACUUUGGACGUGGAGGAAAUGGAGAGAGCUAUGGGGGAGGCAGAGAGACUCUUGAUGGAAUAAAUGAAAGAAACUCUUUCACUGGUCAUAAAUACUGCAGUGCCAUAUGGUGUUGUUAGGAGAUCUGUCAGUCUGAGAACGAGAAGCAUUUGGGCAAAACCGUAACAUACUGUUGCAUUUAAAGGAACAUACAGCUCAUACCAUUUUAAGAAACACAUUUUUGAGAAUGCAUUAUGAUUUCUGUUUUUGUCUGCUUACAAGUAAAGAUAUUAAUAUAAAAAUUUUCAUGCACCUCUAGAACUGCAAGGCACUUCUUAAAUGAUGCUUACUGUAUAUUGUUUUCAUUUGAAUUCUUUGUGCAAACAUGACCUUUGAUUAAGUAUCUGAGACCUACAACAUGAUGGCAAUAAGUAAUAGUUAAACUGAGUAUACUUAAUAAGCAUUGUCCCAUUUGACAUGGAGAUUUAAAGCACAACGCCCUUGUAAUGUGUGAGGUAAGACAAGCCAAUAAAAUGUAUCUUUCUUCAUUCAAGCACUUGUUCCUCAUGAUGCAUUUUUCACACAUUUAUCACAACCCAUCAAGACUGAAAUGGCCACUUAAUUGAAUUCACUGCCAUUCAAAUGAAAUAGUCUCGAACCAGGUAAAGUUUUUUUUAUUGUUAUCUUUUUGCAUUUUUCAAAAUGAAAAUUUGCUG